Messenger RNA from Hyalella azteca, 5373 nucleotides. RefSeq lists its product as uncharacterized. The coding region runs from base 400 to 2814 and encodes 804 amino acids. Gene Ontology annotation, biological process: cell surface receptor signaling pathway; G protein-coupled receptor signaling pathway. Gene Ontology annotation, cellular component: membrane. The transcript is spliced from 2 exons. The record is from RefSeq and is a predicted model, not a curated record. NCBI's taxonomy places the organism in Eukaryota, Metazoa, Arthropoda, Malacostraca, Amphipoda, Hyalellidae. Gene Ontology annotation, molecular function: G protein-coupled receptor activity.
UGGAUAAUCUCGUGUUGAAGUUAUAGAGAAAUACUUCUUGCUUCUGACGUGUGGUAAAUGCUGUGAACAGCUCUUCCUAUUUCCUGCAUGGUACUCUCGGCCGCUAGGGAAAUCCUUACACCUCAUGGCAGAUCUUCAAAUAGGUAAAUACUAGGAAUUCUUGGCAAGAGAGUGAUAGCGCUGGGCGGUGGAGGUACACGAGGAAGGUCACGAGCAACAGGCAAGAUUCUUAACCAUAUCCUGCUGCGGUACGCUCACUCUCGCAGUCGUGCUCAGGACACCGUAGGGAGUGCAUCGCUUGUUCAGCGCAGAUAUCACGCCGACUUCUUGACUUGAUAUCUCAAUUGUUUGAAUGAAUACAUAUUUUAUUGUGGAAAACAGUGCAAGAAUACCGAUGUAAUGGGGCACUUGAAGCACUGGUUAGUUUUGCUUCUUGCUCUGUAUGUGAGGACAGUGAAAGCAUUUCAGUAUUCUGACUUGCAAGCUCUGAACGCAAGUUGUCUUCCAAAAGACAGCUGUGCUCUCGAUAAAAAUUCUCGCCUAACUUUCCCUCUGAACUGGAAAGAAAGGAAUUGUAUGUGUGAUAGUCUUUGUGCUUAUUAUGGUGAUUGCUGUCUCGAUGCUCCGUCGUACAACAGAGAAGAACAAAGGACCGGUGUCAAAUCGCAGACAUGCGUGAUACUUCGGAACUACGGCGGCGUCUACAUGAAGCGUUCAUGUGCCGCUGACUGGAACUUCGACGAUAAAGUGGUUGAAAAUCUGUGCAAGUCUGCGGUUCCCGACACCGGAUACGAUCGUCCAGACCCUUUGGUCUCAAUGCCGGUCACGAGUCUUGAUACUCGACUGACUUACGCCAACUAUUACUGCGCAUUGUGCAACCACGAGUCGGAAAACUUGACACCUUGGAAACCGCGAAUAGAAUGUCCAACUCUUAUAAACGCUGAUCUUAAAGAAAAGAUGGAUUUUGCAGAAGUAUAUCAGUCUUUAACAUACAGCAACGACUCAUGGGUCUUACCAGCAAAUGAGUCGGGGACUGAGAAGUUCCACACGUGCUUCAUAGAUCCUUUCAUUCCUGACGCCAUUGUUGACGACGUUCGGCUGUGCAAGGAGACCGUAUCUACGUGUCCCAGCGACUACAAGAAUGACGAAGUAAAGGAGCUUUGUGAUUCUUAUACAGCUAUUCUUUACCAUGGUAUGGACAUUUACCGUAAUUAUCACUGUGCUCUUUGUAACAACGAGUCCAGUGACAGCCUGUCGUGUUACAGCAGGCAAUACAUUCGCUUUAAUUUCAGAGAUGAGUUUAAUCCAGCCGCGUUUUCGAUCCUCUUUGACUUCGAGGAUGGAAACGGCAAUAGUCGAGUGGGAUUCAAGUGCGAUGAAACUCAAGUUUGGGAUCCAUUCUUCAAGAAAUGCCGGCAGGUGAAGUGUGCUCGUAAAGGCUCAUCGUACCGAAAUGGACGAUGUCUAUCGGUUGAGGAACCAAGUCAAGCAACCAAUGUGGAUAAGGGUGCAAAUUCAACGGAAAUGAAUAAAGAAAACGACCGUUUUAUCUACAUAAUCUCCCCCAACAAUUCUAUCCGUUCCAAUGCUACUCACAAUUCACAAAAUAUAAUUGUGUUCCCAGAUGAAAUAGUCCCUAUAACCACAGACUUAUUCCCAAGCACAACUGAAGGAAGUCUCAAGCAGUCGUUGAAUUGUAAUCGUAUUUUACUACCAUUUGGAGAGUUCGAGUUUCGAGAUAACAGUACAGUCUAUGUUUCUAAAUAUGACAGACUUCUAUCAGAUGACGAGUUUGAGACACAUAAAGACGGAAUCUUGGUGUGCCUUACCGUCACCGAGUCGCAAAAAUUCUCUUCUGUUAUGGGCUGGAUAUCCUUGACAGGCUUGUGUGUGUCAAUAGUUUGCCUAUUGCUGCAUCUAAUUGCCUUUGUUUUGGUCUCCGAGAUGCACAACUUAUCUGGUAGGAACUUGGCUUCGCUGAGUUUGUGCUUGGUGGGUGCUUACAUUUGCUUUAUUCUUGCCGUCUUCGGCGAGGAAGGUAAACUGGAAUGUGUUAUCUUAGGCUGUGCCAUGUACUACUUUUUCUUAGCAUCUUUCUGUUGGAUGAACGUGAUGGCCUACGAUAUUUGGAAGACGCUUCGAGAAGCAACAAACGAAUUUAAGUUAUCGGCUGGCAAGCAAUGGAUGAGGUCUUUAGCUUACAGCGCCUACGCGUGGGUGUGUCCAGGAUUGGCCUUGACCUUGGUGUGCGUCGUAGACGCUGUUGAGUGGCCAGGUUAUCCUGACUCUUAUUUGCCUAGAAUCGGCGAUCGACUUUGUUGGUUUGGAGAGCGCAAAGCCCUUCUCGUGUUCUUUGCCGCUCCUCUCAUGCUCAUCAUGGUUAUCAACGUUAUUUUCUUCAUUUUGUCAGCGCACAUGAUCGCAAGCACAACCUUAUCGACGGCAAAGUUCUCAACACAACGCCAACACCAAAGUCUGUUCAAACUGUACAUGCGGUUAGCCUUGCUGAUGGGGUUAACGUGGAUAGUCGGUAUCCUAGCGGGCUAUAUCCAACAGGAGGUCUUAUGGUACAUUUUCAUCGCACUAAACACUUUUCAGGGCGCUUUCAUUUUCGCCGCUUUCACGUGCAAAAAGAGAACCAUGAGCUUGCUCGGGUGCAGUAGAGCGCUGCGAAGAGCUUCGCCACGUACCAUUAUGGACGCUUCUAGGAGAAACUUGAGCGCUCGCCACUCGUCGGAGUCGAACGCCUCGCGAUCUUCCGAUGCUCAGCUGUCGCCUCAUGCUGAAACGUCUUCAACAAGCAUAGAAUUGUGACUUGCUGUAAAAUAAACUCCCAUAUCUCUUCUAAGUGUUCAUUAUCUAUGAACUUUGUAAAAAUACUAAAAUUUCUACUCAAUUUUCAUUUGUACUGUUACCUCGCUCGCCUAGAUUUCUUACACGAUUCAAUGAAAAUCUGAGAUGUGUAAUCUGCUCAGAAAUGAUUAAACUCAAAUUAUGCUCAGAAUCGGACGCUCAGAAACGUGUACCGUUGAUUUAAUAGUCAUAAAAUUUCGGAUAGAUUUUGAAUGCUCGAAUUGGACGGUUGAAAUGUAUUCUUGAAGAAUAAAUUAAAAUUUGUACUUGUAAUUAUUUCAGGCUGUGCAGUCAGUAUAAAUGUUUCAAGCUAUAUGCCAUUCAAUGAUUACUGGCAUUAAAUGGAGAAAAUGGCACCCAAUUUAUUUAUUUUCGAUAUAUUUGAGACUUUUAGUAUGAAUUGUGAACGCUACCUAUUACUGCUAUAUUUUGAGUGAAACAAUUUAUGUGCUAGAAUUAUGACGAUUUGAUGUUGAGCACUCAGGAGCACUCAAACUAUUGUUUCCAACAAUUUACUUAGUUUUAUUAAAUUUUGCCACUUACAACUAGGUUAACAGUUUAGCUGGUUUAACAUCAAUUACGAAAUCGAAUCAUCAAUUACGAAUUACGUCCUAUAAUUUUAAAUAGACACGAGCUUGGACCAAAGAGAGGUUACUUUGAAUCGGUAAUUUGAAUUGGAUAACACUUAACAUUCACAUAAGGAACAUUCCUUUUUUAUUUCGCAUUCAUGAUUUUUAUACAUAAAAUGUUUACUAAUAGAAUUGGUUAAGAUCUCCGAUAAAAAAUAUUCUACUCUGUAUUCUCAAUUGGGGUAAAAUAUCCUAAGCUCGUGCUUGUGAGUGAAGUGAGAAAAGUGUUUAGGUUUGAAAAUUGAUGUAUGUUUUACAUUUGUUCUCGACGCCAUAAUUUGUUAUUUUGUAAUCACUCAUCAUGCAAUUUUCUCGCAACUUCCUUCACUGAAUGAAUUAUUUCUCAGUGAUUGUAGGAUCAUCUUGAAAAUUAAUUGAUGUCUGCAAUACUAGAAUUCCCAAGUGCAACUAGUGUCGUGCAGAGCUCUACUUUGUAUAUAGUUAAUAUAGAUAAUAUGCUGUAGUAGAGCAUCAUGUUUUUUGUGUAUUUAGACGUAAACGAUUCGGUUAAAAUCAAAGUUCAUAUGCGUAUCUCCUUAAUACUAAUGUUUAAACUAACUUGAAUAUUGCUCACUUUUCCUCAACUCAUGUUCGUAACAUGUUUUUUCUAUCUAAGUCCUCUCCGACCAAUGAAAAUAUAAUGAUCUCCCAGCAUAUUCUCACUAUAUAACUUCUUUGUGACCGAUAUUUUAUGUAAUGAUGUUCGCUGGACACGAAACUUAAGCUUUACUAGCACUAAGUUCCUAGUAAGAACUUGAUCGUUAUAUGUUUGUAUAUAUAUUGGUUCUUAAUGGGUUACGAAUGCGACUUUUUUUCGCAGUGUUUUUACAAAUUAACGUUUUUUUUUGUUAUUACGUAAAUUCUGCCAAUGAUGAGGCAAAAUUUAAAACUUGGAUGUUCUUAUGUUUGAAAUGUUCGUUAAAUUUUGUCGUUCUGAGGACCCGAAUAAUGAUCGUAAUUAUUUAUUGAUGUUAGGAAGUCUACAGCUUGAUUGCCUUCGAUGCUUGAUGUCUGGAAUGAAUUUUUUCACUUGCGUAACAAAUUUUGAGUGAUAUAACAAAAUAGCAAAGUUUUCCGCUGCAUUGUAGAAAAGGACGUAAGUGUUUCAAGUUGAUAUGUUCCGUAAAAUUUAUCCGUAGUUCCGGGAUGUUUGAAAACGAUGACGUGGCUCCGCUAAAUUCUCCAACUUCCCGUCUCUCGAAUUAAAGUCUACGGACUCUGCGUUCCUAGUUUCAUCUUAAGUCGUUUCUAACAGACUAGACAAAAUAUUUAUUAAGAAGUUAGUAAGGAUGAUAUUUUGGACAUUGAUAGUAUACCUGUUUAAAUAAUGUUAUACUGCUAAUUUGUGAUAAAUAGAUGAAAAAUGAGCAUACUUUUUUUUUAAAGUACCAGACCAAUAUUGUGAUCCUUAUCCAUUACAGGUAGGGACAUCAUUUGUCUGACUCCAAAAAUUGUUGUUACCAUCACUUGAGUUACCAUUCUGUCAAUAAUUGACUAUAAUUAAUGGAAUUUAAGUAAAGGAAACUGAUGCAGCAUCAGUCUUUAUUGUUUGUAUUUUCGGUGCCUAAGUUCGGAAUUUGCAGAAUUUGCAGGAGAUUUGAAAGUUUAUAUAAGUUCAAAGUUAUAAAUAUUUACCGUGUGACAAAUUAAGCAACUGAGAAAUUGAUUGAGAGAACAAAAGGCAAUUUUGUUGUGCAAUUUUAUUGCAUAUUCAACUGCCUAAUGUAUGCGCUAUUGUAAAAACUUCUAAAAUUAAAAUUUUUUGACGAUAGACGGUCGAACUGUAUUAUGUUAUUAACUCAAUGAGUCCUUAUAACUGAUAGGGUGCUAGUCCUAGCGUCUAAGAUGUGGAGUUAUCACUAAUUGCCCUACAAUAAAUUUAUGAACUAAA